GAGACAGAGAGAGAGAGAGAGCGUGCACAGGACCGUGUUUAAAGUGUGAAGUGAGGAAAGAGGAGGAGGAGGAGAGAGAGACAGAGAGAGAGAGCGUGCACGAGACCGUGUUUAAAGUCUGAAGUGGGAGAAGAGGAGGAGGAGGAGAGAGAGAGACAGAGAGAGAGAGUGUGCACAGGACCGUGUUUAAAGUGUGAAGUGAGUGAAGAGGAGGAGGAGAGAGAGACAGACAGAGAGAGUGAGCGUGCACAGGACCGUGUUUAAAGUGCGAAGAGAGGGAAGAGGAUGAGAGAGGGAAGUGCCGCUGCCUGGCUGCCGAACAUGUGUCUGCCCGCUUUGCUUAUCGUCUGCCUCUCCCAGGCGGAGUUGGGGAGAGUUUGGGCACGGGAGCAAACGGAUGCGCUGUACGGCCUGUUGCCAUGGAGGGGAGAGCGCCCCCUGGAGGUGAGGAGGACCCGCAGGGACCAGCGGCAGCUCGGGGAAGGCCUGGCCAUUGAUACCCUGCCAGACAACAAGACGCACAUUGUGGAGGACUCUCGCUCAUAUUACUCAUGGAGGAGUUUUGGUCCAGCAGAGUGGGACGCUGAGCAGCUCUGGGUUGACAUGGAGGCUCUGCAGCACGGUCAAGUCCGAAUGCACGGCAUCCUGUCCAACACACACCGACAGGCUGCGCAAGUACCUCUGUCCUUUGACUUCCCCUUUUAUGGACAUUACCUGAGGCAGGUCACCAUAGCGACUGGAGGGUUCAUCUUCACGGGCGAGGUCACCCACCGCAUGCUGACGGCCACCCAGUACAUCGCCCCGCUCAUGGCGAACUUUGACCCCAGCUUCUCCCGGAGCUCAACCGUUCAGUACAUGGACAACGGGGAGGUGUUUGUGGUGCAGUGGGACCGGGUGCGGCUCCAGGGGCGGGAGGCGGAGGGAGAGUUCACCUUCCAGGCCGCCCUUCAUCGCAGCGGGACCAUCGUCUUCAGCUACAGAGACGUUCCAUUGCCUGUGGAGAUGAUCAGCUCCACUCAGCAUCCAGUGAAGGUGGGCCUGUCUGACGCAUUCAUGGUUCUGGGCCCAUCACCACAAAACCCAGACAUACAGCGGAAGACCAUCUACGAGUACCACCGGGCAGAGCUCGACGCCGCCAAAAUCGCCAACCGCUCCGCCUUCGAGUUCACCCCGCUGCCCACCUGUCUGCAGCACGGCAGCUGUGAAGCCUGCCACUCCUCCGCCGACACCGCCGGCUGCAGCUGGUGUCAUACCCUCCAGAGGUGCUCAGACGGGAUAGACAGACACAGACAGGAGUGGCUGGACUUUGGCUGCUCAGAGGAGGCCAAAGAGCUCGCCUGCGAGGACCUCGCCGCCGAAGAGCCGGACAGCGCCCCUCCACCCCCGUCCGGCUCGGACCCCACCCGCCCGCCCGGGGCGCUGCCGGGCGGUCCCGUCACGGAGGACGAUACCAAGCUCGUCGUCCUGCGCAAAGGCCCGGACUCAAAGACAGUUCCUCCGGUUCACCAGGGGGCGCCAGUGCACUCCGGCGUUAUCGCAGGCGUGGUGACGGCAGCCGUGCUGCUCCUAGCACUCCUAUUGGUGGCUCUCUACAUGAGCACGCACUCCUACCUCAUACAGCAACGUACCAGCUACUGGCCAUCCAUGAAGUACCGCAAGCAGGGGUCCAGGUACGCUGAGGUGGAGGGCGUGGCCCAGAGGAAAGGAGGCCUCAUAGAGGACGAGCAGUACUGAAGGUCACGGAGUGGGGGCGGGGCCCUGGAUUUGGGCGGGGCUAUAUGUGGGGAGCAGCCACUGUAUGGGGGUGUGGCCAUCACGGAGUGGGGGGCGCGGGGUCAUUGAGCAGGGAUUAGGCUAUGGAGCAGAGGCGGGGGCAUAGAAGCAGGGGCGGGGCCAUGGUGAGGGGCUGGGACCAUCGUGGAAGAGGGGUGGGGCCAUUCAGCUGUUUUUGGCUUCUUGCCGAAUGACAACAAGAAAUGACAGGACAAUGAAAGGGAAUGGUAUUAGGGGGUCAAUACAGAGCCCAGAAUCCAGAAACCAGUUAUGACAGCAGGAGGUCCUCUUGUCCCUCUCAGUAGUACUCCAAAAUCCUUAAAGGAGGUUGAAGAAGGCUGAUUCAGUGGAUAAGAUCUGAAGGUAUACUGUAUGCGACUGUAGGAAUGUAGUCCGUACAUAGACAAUGCAUUACCUGUUUGAAAUGCUGAAAUUGUUUUCAGUAGGUAAUGUUCAGUUAAUCUUUAUAAUGCUGUCAGUCAGGGCCAACCCUAGUCCCUGAGGGGCCCUAAACUGGAUUAUUCGGGGGCCCCCAACCCCUCUAAAAUCAACCUACGCGUGGCUCCCCUAUGCAUUUUUAUCAGCGCGACGCACACACAAAUUACAAACAAGCGAAACGGAAGAGGGACCUUUUCACAGCCACAAUACCUUUAAAUACAUGUUCUAUCUGCCCAGACAGAAGCUCUUUUCUUAAACGUAUUUGAGCCAGUAUCUUCACCUAAUCACUGCUAAUGCUUGCAGUCGCAGCUGACCUAUAAUGUCAGCCGCUAAACGCCUGAUCCACGUCCAUAGCGUUAGCUGUUGACUCUCCUGCCCUCCCACGCAAAUCUUUAGAACUAGUUGUCAGUUAAAAAUAUAUAUAUAUAUAUAUAUUUUAAUCACACGAUGUAAUGUGAUUGUUUUGACAUAAUGAUGCAUCAUAAGUAAUGUAUAUAUUUUGCAGCGAUUAGGGCCCCCCCUAGUGGUUCUGGGGCCCUAAGCAGCUGCUUAUGUCUCUGAUUGGGUUGGGCCGGCCCUGCUGUCAGUUUUCACUUUAUUCUUUACUACACAAAGUUCAUCGCUUUAGAAGUGCCUUGUUGAUCAAUGCCAUGUCAUGUAAUGUUUACAUUGUACCACGAUCCCAACAACCAAUGGGUAAUGAGUAAUUUUAGUAAGUUCGAUACCGUGGCCAAACGGUGAAUAAAUUUCCCUUGCGUUUACGGGGAAAUUUAUUACAUUUACGAGGAAGUUUAAGAUACGCUUUACGCACAACAUUGUGAAACUGGCCUUUUGGACAGCCGGACUCCACCGCCGCUCGCUGAGAUAAAUUUCUCACAGCUUUCCACCGACAUUCAUAACGAAGAAAAGAUUACGGAGGAAAUUGGAAUCGCGUGGGAGAUUAAAAACAGGAUUCCUGCGUGUCACUCAGAGACCAUCGACAAGCGAAACAAUAUGUUGUAGCAGGGCGGCAUUAAAUGAUUGUGUUUGGAAUAAAAAAAUUAUAACUGAAAUCA
This is a messenger RNA of Anguilla anguilla (European eel), 3266 nucleotides long. RefSeq names its product plexin domain-containing protein 1-like. NCBI's taxonomy places the organism in Eukaryota, Metazoa, Chordata, Actinopteri, Anguilliformes, Anguillidae. The record is from RefSeq and is a predicted model, not a curated record. The coding region runs from base 286 to 1734 and encodes 482 amino acids. The transcript has 14 exons.